CCACAGUUGUUUGCUUAUGCACAAUGUUUAUUUACUGUUUGAGUUAUUAAAUGAUCAUUCUAAUCACUGCAAUCUGUUUUUGUCCAUUUUUAAUGGUUUAGGGCAUGAAGUACAAGAACUUGUCAGAGCCAGUUGUAAGGCCCGAGAUCACGCCUAUUGCCCUUACAGCCAGUUCAGUGUAGGGGCUGCAGUGAGGAUGUCCUCAGGAGAUUUGUAUACAGGAUGUAACAUUGAAAAUUCUGCCUAUCCUGUCACCAUAUGUGCAGAAAGAACUGCAAUCGCCAAGGCUGUGAGUGAGGGGAACAAGAAUAUCUCUGCCAUUGCUGUUACUGCUAUUCUAGAACCUAAUAAAACAUUUGUGUUUCCAUGUGGAUCCUGUAGGCAGUUUAUAGUUGAAUUUGCUAAAGAUAAAGAUGUUCCUAUUUAUCUUGCAAAACCAGACUUGAAGAACAUUUAUGUCACUUCAAUAAAAAAACUAUUACCACAUGACUUUCAUUUUUGAAUCAGUGCAGUAAUCAUACUUAUAUUUACAAAAUACAACAGUAAUUUUUAUAAAUUCUGAACCUAUUCAACUUGUGAGCAGUACAAAAUUUCUCGGUCUUUGGAUAGAUAAUAAUUUUAACUUGGACCAAUAUGGAAAUAAGAUUUGAACUAAAACUAACUUUGUCACAUAUAUGUUUUUGGAAACAUGUCCAGUUUAAGCAGCGAAUCCACACCAAAAAUGAGUUACCAUUCCUAUAUUUCAUUUAGAAUAAGUCUGUUUGUUUCAACAAAAAAACAAAAUCUUGGUGCAAUUUUUAAGCAACAAAAAGGAGUAAUUAAGACAGGCUUAUUAAGAUAAUUCAUUCUAUCCUGUUAUAAUAUUCUACCAGGAAAUAUUUCAGAUCUUUAAAUAUAUUAACAGUUUAUAACCAAUCUGUUUCUGAUAUUAUUAUGAUUUUAAAAGAUGUGAAUUUCUGCAACAUUUCAAAAUUAAAUUUUAUAUUACAAUAUCAAAAAGCAAUUUCUAAUACAUUAUAAUAAAAAAGCUGAAAUCAUACCCAACCGCCACAGACAUAAUUCUAUACAAAAACAAUUAUGUAUAGAAUUAUACAGGUGCAAAUCAUAUGUAUAUAUUCAAAAACAUAUUAAAGCAGCAUUUGUUUGAGAGUGAUCUACUCCAUGGAGUAAUAUUUUUACUGUAAAUGAUUGUAUAUGAGGUAGGUUCCAUAAGUUUCUGCACUAGGAAAGAAGGAAAGGUGAAAAAAUUAAGUAUCGUUUUUCAAUAUAUUCUGCUACACACUUCAGGCACAGCUUAGGUAACAUUUCCAUACCUUGAAACAAAUAGUUUUCUUCCUGCCUUGCCUGCAAAAAUGUUUUUUUCCACAGCUGGUUGGUGGACCUCUUUAUCUGUGUUAGUUCUCCUCCCUCAUUGAUCAGAUUUCAACUUGGAAAAUAGAUAAUAGUCACUGGGGCCCAGGACUGGGCUGUAAGGUGGAUAAACGAUUUCGUGAAACCCACAGUCCCUCACAGCAACCUUGGCAAUCAAUGUAUGCCAGAUGUAUUGUCUUUUCUUGUUAUAGCAUUAUGCAAAUGAUGAAUUAGGACUUCAUAAUAAUCUGCAUUCACUAUGGUAGACUAUAUGUUUCUUUAAAAUCACUUAGCAGUAUCCCUCUACAAUCCUAUAAAGGUGUUCACACAAUUUGUUUUGUCGGCUUCUACAUUUGGCAGGGUCUUCCUGGCCUUCUUCAUUGCAUGGAUCCCCUUUUACUGAGAAGUUAUAGUACAAGACCGUUGUUACAUUCCUAGCGAAUGUUCAUUAGUUCAGACAUUAUGUGGGUCAGAAUAAAAUAAAAUUUUAAAAAAUUCAUUGGAACAACAAACACCCAUCUUGCGCUCACCUUACUCAUAUGCAAAAGUUCUUUUUUAAACAUCCCAAUCUUGCAGCUAUCUUUGGUCUUCUGACACCUGUUGUUUCAAUUUUCAAGAGUUGGUUUGUUUCAAGUGUGACUGUUUCCACAGAGCAACCAUAAUCUGACUUUCUCACUCUAACAUAAACAUUUCUCACUAUUCUUUUACAGUAGAAUACGAGGAGAGAACCGCCCUUAGACAGCAUCCAAGCACUCUUAACUUGUAUAGGAGUAAGGGACUCCUUACACAAGAAUUUAAUCACCACACUUUACUCAAUCUUAAUCAUAAUGAAACAGCAUUAUUUCCUUCCAUGUCAGAGACAGACUGACAAAACUGAAGAGAUUUGGGGAAGAACCGGUCCCAGCCAGCUUGAAGCAGGGCAAGUCAGAAACUUACGGACCUUAUCUUGUUGGUAAGGUAUAUAGUAUAAUAUAGUUAUAAUAUAUUAUACUACUAUUUAAGGUGACCAUAACUGUGAAACAUCAAAACAGGAUGACGGAAAUGUUUAAGUAAAAUGGUGAGUUUUUAUACUUCAUGAUAUUAAUUACUUUGCUUUACUAUAAAAAAAAAUUCUUUGUAUUUGUAUUAUUUUCGUAGCCACUACUCUAGUUUAAAUAAAAUUUAAGUACAAUUAUUAUUAUAUAGUACAUUUGGCUGUCCCAAUGGGAAUCGUAGGGACGCCAGGACAUGAUUUGCUAAAUUGGGACUGUCUUGCCAAAAGCCAGAUGUCUGGUCACCUUAACUAUAAUAAACAUUAUAAUAAUAAAUCAGAUAUGGCAUAAUAAAUAAGACAAAGUAGAGUAAGGAGGACUUCUGUAUUUUAUUACAUCAUGACACUAUUGAGAUUGUACCUCGUACAAUUAUUAAUGAAUAAACAGAAUUUUGAUUUUAGCUUAUAUUAAUUAUUAUUGUAAAUUAGUUGUAAGGGGCAUAAGGAAUUAAAUAUGUAUUAUGUUGUUUAUAGGUUAUUUGAUAUUGGUUGAGAUAGUCACUUUAUUUAAACCAUAUCCAGGCUGUCAAAAUGAUAUUCAUAUUUUUAGUAAUUUUUUUAUUUAUAUGUAUAUUUAUAUUUAUACUUUCUAUGGCUCUAGUCACUUUUUGUGUUUGUCAGUGCUGUAUGCUAAUUUAUUUAAGUUUUACAAAUGUUUAACUUAAAACUAUUAAAUUUAAAAAAAUUGUUAUUUAAUAGUUUUAAGUUAAACAUCAGCAGUGAAAAACUUGAAGCCAAUGUUCAGUCAAGUUUUUUGAGUACUGCAAAUGGAUUUUAUAAUACCGCAUAAAGUAUCUCAAGCAUUGGGCCUGCCAUUUCAAGGAGCUUGAAGAACAACUUGGUUGGCUCUAUCUGAAGGAAGUUCCAGUUUGGGAGAAUGCAACUUUAGGUAAAAAUUUAUUAUUUUUGAAUAUAUUAAUUAUAUGUAGGAACUGAUUUAACCAGUAUUAACUUUUGCAUAGUAGAAAAAUAAAUUUAUUAUUUGUGACUUUUGUUACCUUUUUCUGUUUACUUUCCAAUCAUAUAAUUAUAAUAAAUCUAAUGUAAAAUAUCGAGUUGUAAACAGAUGCCAGCUCUAACAACGCUGUUUGUGAUUAACAUGGUAUUAUUAAGUAUAGUAGGAUAUCUUUUACAUGGAGUGAAGUGACUACAGUCAAUCAUAAAAAAGAGGAAAUGCACAAAAAUAAAUACUGUAAGCACUCUUGUACAGUAGCAGUAAAUUAGACUAAAAUUUUACUUCUGAUAAUGCAUGUAAUUUAAAUGUCAAUGUAUGCAGAAUAUUGAAGUGUGUUAUUUUAUAAAAUUCAUUUUGUUUAAUACAAGUUUCAUGUAAUUUAUUAAUAUACUAAAAGAGAAAAUAGUAUCUCACUUUACAACAUAAAAGCUAACUUGUGAAAUCUUCAGAGUAGCCUAUACACAAAUAUGAAUGAACUGCCCUAUGUCACUGAAGAAAAUUAAUUAAUCCCAUGUGAAACACUGAACUAGUCCUAAAAUGCAUUCACAAAUAAGUUCUUUAUCAAUUCAAUAAAAAGUGUGCUAUGUUUAUGAAAUUAGUUUGCUGGAAAAAUUAUAAUUAUGGUAGCUCUAUCCAUAAAGUUAAACAACUAAAACUGUGUUGUCAUAAAGAUAAGGCUGUGUUGUCAGAAAGAUAAGGGACGUACUUCUAUGUUGAACCUUUGCUUUGCCUUCAGAAGUGGUUAGACAGAAUAAAUUAGGUUACAGUACCUGAUCAUGACACUUAUUUAAGUAAUUAUGAUUACUCAAGUUUUGAGAUUCGGUAUCCCAUCUUCAGACCACUGAUGUCUUGAACCAAAUUCCAAAACAUGGGUAAUAAAAUAUUAUUUAAAUAAAGGUGAUGAUCAGGAACUGUAACCUUAUUUAUAAUAUUUCUAUGACUCAUCCAAUUGUCCAUAGCUUAGGAGGAAGGUAAGAAUCUGAUUGGCAGGUAGUUUUUGUGGUCAUCGAGACCACUGUUCUCUUUCUUUAUAUAAAUAAAGGUAUUAAGAAUUUCUAAAUAUACUUUAUUUCCAGUAAUUUUGUUUAAUUUGGGUCAUAAUUUUGCCACUGAAGUACAAUUAGUUAUUAAAAUUAUCCAACCAGGAUCUGGUACACAGAUCAAAGGUUAACUGAUUAGACAUUUUACUCAUACAUGUACCAGCACCAAGUUACAUAAGGAUCUCUGGAUAAAGCCCUGAAUUCUAAAUCACUUCAAUUUGAAGGAAACAAAUUCAAAGUUCUUCAUGACUUGGCUCCUAAAGUUUGUUUUGGAUUAUAUUAAAGCAAAUUAGAAACUGAUCAUCCAAAUUCCACCAAAGAUUAGUGUAAGUGUAUCAAAGUGCUAUUUCAAAUUUUCAUAAGAAUUUCAUAGAUUUCUUUAUAUGAAAGAGAGACUAAUAAGUCUAUGAAGUUCAUUUUGUGCUCUGAUAAAGAUGGUUCCUCAAUCACAUGAUAUACCAAAGCCACUAUACAAACUAUAAAUCUAUCAGAACUAACUGCUACAGAGAGAUCUAAAAGUUCAAUAUGUGAAAGCCAUUGUAGAUAAGGAUAUAAAAUGUGUUAGGUAAAUAUUUAUAGUCAGUAGAUCAUCAGUCUUUAUACUGUAAUAAAGCCUAUUGAUUACAAUUAUUAUUACCAAUAUAAAUAACUUUUAUCUUUUUCUAAAAUUCAUUAUUUUUUAACGAAUUAGAGUACUUAAUUAUAAGAUUAUAGUGAUUUGUACAUUAUAUCGUUCUAAUCUUAAAAUUAGAAAAAUUGUGCAUUAUAAAAAAGAUAAUGAUUUUAAAUGGUUGGUUUUAUAUAAAGAUGGACCCUUUUAACUUAACUUGUAAUGUCAUUAUGAUCUUUUGGAUCCUUCCACAAUAUGUUGUAUUGGUUUAUUUAACUGCCUUAAUUUUUAUUAUUGGUUGUCUAAAUUCACAACAUAUAAUCAUGAACAUUGGUAUAUGACCUGUUUUAAAGAUGGACUGCAAUUUCUAUUCACAAAUUAACAUUAUUUGAAAAUUCACCAAAUUAUAAAAGACCUAAUUUCAAAAUGAGCUGCUGCGUCAUUUAAAACAGCAUACAAUGUUGUGGGUUUUUGCUGGACAAUUAUGUAACAUAUACACUAGAUGUACAUUUGACUAAUAUAAUUUUAUUUAACCCUAGAACUGUGUAAAAAACGUCUUUAGACUAAUUAUUUAAUUGCAUUGUUAGUUUACAUUAUAUCAUGAUAACAUUGGUAUCAAUCGGUUCAGGGGAUUGUAAUCUAUAUAUUUUGUGUCUAUAGGUGCAAUAUAUUGGCCAUAAUAAAUAGUUUCCCAAGCUUAUUUUGAAAGCUGUGAGUCAAUCAGGAUAGUGGAACCCAUAAAAUACGUUGUUUCAACCAAUUAUAGCUAUUUCACCCGUUUGACAUAACACCGGUUGGUAAACUGUCUAAUUUGCAUUAGGAAUAAUAAUAUUUCUUCCAAUAUUUCUGCCACUUUAUUUAUUCAUCCGGUUUAUUUACAUUUCUGUAAAGCUACAAGAGGUAAUUUAGAAAAUGGUAUAGACGUGUAAUACACAUUUAUGUCAGCAAUUAUUUAUUGCAAAAAUAGAAAGAAAAAAAAUAUUUUGUUGUAGCUGAAGAGAUGUCCUAUCAGUAGAAUAGUAUUUUGUGCUACAGGUUGUCACUACUGACCAAUUUUCUAAACAGAAAUCUGUCUCUCAAUGGCAGAGUGCUCUAGCCAUUUUCGCGUUGUGUAGACUAGUCAAGUUUGUGCCGAGUGUUGUGUGAUUAGUCAUCUUGUAUACAUGCGUAUGUUAUAAAUUAAUGUUAUUAAGUGUUGUGAUAAUGUCUUUAAUUUAUGUCGAUAGUUAACAAAUAAAAUUAUUUUUUAUAAA
Molecule: messenger RNA, 6238 nt
Organism: Homalodisca vitripennis (glassy-winged sharpshooter)
Lineage: Eukaryota; Metazoa; Arthropoda; Insecta; Hemiptera; Cicadellidae
Product: cytidine deaminase-like
Exons: 2
Coding region: 17-502 (161 amino acids)
Cellular component (GO): cytosol
Molecular function (GO): cytidine deaminase activity; zinc ion binding
Source: RefSeq, a predicted model, not a curated record